GUUGUCUUUGGAGACUGGAGCUGGAAGUAAAACCAUAUGAGGAGACCAAGAUCAAAACCCUAUUGAAGGCAGCAGAAUAAAUCCAGUCUGGAGGAGUGUCAGACAAAGGGAGAAACAGCUGGAUCAAUUACAGAAAAGAAAGUUAAAGGAAAAAAAAUCUUCAGCUUGUUUUUCAAGAGAGGCAAAAACUCUGAGAAGUCGAAGAAAUGGAGCAACUUGCAAAACUCCUCCUGUGGCAGAUUUUGCUUCAGCAAAGUUCUGUGUGCUCAUAUUCAGUCCCAGCUGAUGCCUCCAACCCAGCCAGCGUGGUGGUGUCUGUGCUGAACAUCAGUGCUGUGCUGGGCUCCCAGGCUGUGCUGCCCUGCAAGAGCCACCGCAUGGUGUGGACCCAGGACCGCCUCAACGACAGGCAGCGCGUGGUGCACUGGGACCUGCUCAGCUCCUACUAUGGGGACAGCAGGAUGGAGAGGCUCUGUGACAUGUACUCAGCUGGGGACCAGCGUGUCUACAGCUCCUACAACCAGGGCAGGAUCCUCAUGCCUGAGAAUGCCUUUGCAGAUGGGAAUUUCUCACUGGUGAUCAAAGGUGUUGCAGAGAGUGAUGAAGGCACAUAUUCCUGCAAUCUUCACCAUCACUACUGCCACCUGUAUGAAACUGUGAAAAUCCAGCUGGUCAUCGCCAAUAGAGGUGAGGAGGCCAGCGAGUAUUGGGAUGGUGAGAAGCCAGUUCUGGUGGCCCCAGCGGGCAGCACGGUGACGCUGCCUUGUGUCAACCGCCAGCACAUCUGGACGGAGCGGCACAGCGAGGAGGAGCAGCAGGUGGUUCACUGGGACCGGCAGCCCCCCGGCGUGCCCCAUGACCGCGCUGACCGCUUGGUGGACCUGUACGCGUCCGGUGAGCGCCGCUCCUACGGGCCCCUGUUCCUGCGGCAGAAGAUGAACGUCACCCGCGGCGCCUUCGCCCUCGGAGACUUCUCCCUGCGCAUCUCCCACCUGGAGAGCGCCGAUGAGGGCACCUACUCCUGCCACCUGCACCACCACUACUGCGGGCUCCAUGAGCGCAGGAUCUACCACGUGUCCGUGACAGAGCCAGAGAAGGAGAGGAAGGUGGUGAACCUCACCACACACAGCGUGGCCCCAGCUGCAGAUCCAAAUGUGGUCAGGGGCCACAAUGUCAUCAAUGUCAUCAUCCCUGAGAGCAGGAUGCACUUCUUCCAGCAGCUGGGCUACAUCCUGGCCACUCUGCUGCUCUUCCUCGUCCUCCUCAUCAUCGUGGUCCUCAUCACCCGCAAGCGCCGGCAGAGAGGUUAUGAAUACAAUGUGAAGAAAUACGGAGAGAAGGAUGUGAAUCUUAAAGAAUUUACAGUGGACGCGACAGAUCUGACCCCACACAAAAGUGAAGACAUCAGGCUGGAUUACAAAAACAACAUCCUGAAGGAGAAGGCUGAGCAAGCCAGAAGCUUCCCAGCAAAGAACAUUGAUUUAGACAAAGAUUUCAGGAAGGAAUACUGUAAAUGAAGGCCCUCCCAAGCUGCUGGCUGGACCAGAAGCUUCCAUCAGAGAUAGAUAACAUGGAAAAGAGAUGCCUUUUCUUAAUUCCAUCUCCCUCCAACUUCCAUAGAAUUUUUUCCACAUCCACUUUUUCCCCACACAAGGGUGCAAAUGCUUCAUGAAAGAGUUAAACUGUCUUGUGUGCAUUUAUAGGGUUGGGUUGCCUUUUCUUCCUCUGUUCUUUCAAUCUUUCCUUCCCCUUUUCUUUCUUGACAAUUAUUGUUGGAUUUUAUGCAUCAAUGAUUUUUAUGAGCUGAAUCAGCAGAGGUUUUGCUUUGAUGUUAUUGCUUUAAAUAAAACCACCUGCAUCACUAAUUCUGA
Cyanistes caeruleus (blue tit) is the source of this 1871-nucleotide messenger RNA. It is a transcript of the gene MXRA8, whose product is annotated as matrix remodeling associated 8. The record is from RefSeq and is a predicted model, not a curated record. Gene Ontology annotation, cellular component: cell surface; membrane. Gene Ontology annotation, biological process: cell adhesion; cell differentiation. NCBI's taxonomy places the organism in Eukaryota, Metazoa, Chordata, Aves, Passeriformes, Paridae.